Molecule: messenger RNA, 1769 nt
Organism: Salvelinus sp. IW2-2015
Lineage: Eukaryota; Metazoa; Chordata; Actinopteri; Salmoniformes; Salmonidae
Source: RefSeq, a predicted model, not a curated record
UUUGUGUCCCUUCCUCUUUCUCUCUCUCUCUGUCUCUCCAUCUCUUUCACAGGGCUGGUGAGAAUGGUACCUGACAGUCCGAGCCCAGAGCGCUUCACUUCCCCCCUCCCCUCCCACCGGCACAGCAACGGGCACAGCAACGGGCACAGACCUGGGCCCAGCAAUGGCAGUGGUCUCCUCACCCCCUGUAACAGUGCUAGUAGCUCCCGUGCUGCCAGCCCGAGUCUGGGACUGUUAAACCUGGUGGAGAUUGAGAGGAGACUGAGGGAGGCCAAGGCAGAGAGAGAGAGGCUUCUCAAAGAGAGGACUGUGAUGAGAGGAAGCUAAAGGGGGUGAUCUACUUCCAGGCUAUAGAGGAAGUCUACUAUGACCAUCUGCGCACAGCCACUUCAUCGCCGCGGCCCAGCCUUACGUUCUGUGUGAAGACGUACGAGCGCCUCUUCUUCCUGGUGGCGCCCAGCGCCGAGGCCAUGAGGAUCUGGAUGGACGUCAUUGUCACAGCAACAGACGAGCACAGCCGCUACUGACCUCGACUUUACACCUGCCCCCUUUCCUGUGUCUGUCUGACCUACCCCUUGGGCUGAACCUCCAUUCAGCUGGCUGACUUGGCUAACCUGGCUACAGUUUCAGCAGUUCACAUUAUGUGGGGAAAACUGCAAUCUUCAACCUCCACCCUCCAAUGAGUGUAGGACCCAGUUAGGCAGCCAUUUUGAUGCCUGAACUUUACCUCAUCUGAGUGGUGGAGGUGGAGGUGAGGAGUGAUGAGCCGAACAUAAUGUUCAGGAAAGCUCUUCCUGAAGGAACUGACAUUUGAUUCUGGAUAGUUUCUUAGGAGCUUUGAUGGCAUGGGACUGAGUGGCAGACUCUUACAGGUUCUGUGUGGAACAAGAGAUGUUUAGAGGAUGGAGGAGGGACAAGGCCAUGGGAAUAUAAAGACGUGGAUGUGCAAGCUGGAGCAACCAUUGGACAUCUUAGAGUCAGUGCCAACCAUGAUAUACUGAUGAUAUACUGACAGACAAACCUAUGAUGUUUUUUAUUAGUCUCAAAUCAGGAUUUAAUGGUUGGUGUCUCUCUACCAGCUGUGUUUGAGCUCUCUCUUGUGGCCAGAUUGAAGUAUUGAAGUACUACAGCUUCCAUUGAAAUAUACAGGUAGCUGACAAAGUAAAGGAAACACCAGCAUAGUGUGUCUUAAUAGGUCAUUGGGCCAACCACGAGCAAGAACAGCUUCAAUGCACCUUCGUGUGGAUUCUACAAGGGUCUGGAAUUCUAUUGGGGGGAUGCGACACCAUUCUUCCAUAAGAAAUUCCAUACUUUUGUGUUUUGUUGAUGGUGGUGGAAAAUGCUGUCUCAGGCGCCGCUCCAGAAUCUCUUAUAAGUGUUCAAUUGGCUUGAGAUCUGGUGACUGAGUUGGCCAUGGCAUAUAGCUUUACAUAGUGUUAAUGCUCAUAAAAUCAUUCAGUGACCACUCGUGCCCUGUGGAUGGGGGCAUUGUCAUCCUAUGGUGGCAUAGCCAUGGUAGACAAAAUAAUAGCCAAAGUAAUGGCCUGCCCAGCAUUUUUAUACAUGACCCUAAGCAUGAUGGGAUAUCAAUUGUUUCAAUAACUCAGGAACAACACCUGUGUGGAAGCACCUGCGUUCAAUAUACUUUGUAUUCCUCAAUAACUCAAGUGUUUCCAUUAUUUUGGCAAUAACCUGUACAUGUUGAAAAUAUGUAUAUUUUUCAUCUGUCAAAAGGGCUGUUCAGAGUCAAUAAAAACACUAACCGAGCA